Messenger RNA from Didymodactylos carnosus, 607 nucleotides. The record is from the annotation of a GenBank genome assembly. NCBI's taxonomy places the organism in Eukaryota, Metazoa, Rotifera, Eurotatoria, Philodinida, Philodinidae.
AAAUGACGUCCACUUUGAUUAUGAUAAAAAUAUUCCUUCAGAAUUAUUAAAAUUAAAACAUUUUGUAUUCUACGCUAUUUUUUCUGCUAAUUAUGAUUAUUUAGAAUUAUUAUUAUCUCAUUGUUGCUCUAAUCUAGAAUACUUAUCAUUGAAUUUACAAAUUGAUCAAUUUAUUGAUGGUGAACGUUUAGCAAAAAAGUUAUUAUCAAAACUAACAAAAUUGAAAGUAUUUCAUAUGUAUUUUCGUAUUCGAGUUGUCGAUAAGUUAUCGAACAUAGACGAUUAUAUCCAAACAUACAAAUCGUCUUAUUGGAUUGAUAGGCGAAGGAUGAUCUGUCGAAGCUGGAUUGUAUCAUGUAUGCGACAAACAAGUACUGAAUGCGUUUGAUGAGUUAAAAAACAGAACGAAAAGAAAAAUACACGAAUUUUCUGUACGGAAAUGUGUACAGAGAAAAACCGCUUUUGCGCUGUUUUUUUAGUUCUUCGCCUAAAAAACUCGCUCAAAACCUCACAAAGAGCCUUGAAAAGAGGUUUUUUGUUGGUUUUGCGAUGUGCUCUUUCAUAUGGACAGAUCAAAAAAAUUUUUGUGCAAAUGAUUUUUCGGCCU